AUGCCAUCAACUCACAAUAGAGAUAAACCAUGGGAUACUUCAGAUAUAGAUAAAUGGGCAAUAGAAGAGUUUAAACCAGAACAUAAUGCAUCAGGUUUACAUUUCACAGAAGAAUCAUCUUUUAUGACAUUAUUUCCAAAAUAUAGAGAACAAUAUUUAAGAAAUAUAUGGGCUGAUGUAACUAAAGCAUUAGAUAAACAUCAUAUAAAAUGUGAAUUAGAUUUAGUUGAAGGUUCAAUGACUGUAAAGACAACCACAAAAACUUUUGAUCCUGCAAUCAUUAUAAAAGCAAGAGAUUUAAUUAAAUUAUUGGCAAGAUCAGUACCCUUUGCUCAAGCUAUUAAAAUUUUACAAGAUGAUAUAGCCUGUGAUGUUAUAAAGAUUGGUAACUUUGUAACCAACAAAGAUAGAUUUAUAAAACGAAGACAAAGAUUAGUUGGACCAAAUGGAAAUACUUUGAAAGCCUUGGAAUUAUUAACUAGAUGUUAUAUAUUAGUACAGGGUAAUACAGUUAGUGCCAUGGGUCCAUAUAAAGGUUUAAAAGAAGUAAGAAGAGUAGUUGAAGAUUGUAUGAAGAAUAUCCAUCCAAUUUAUUAUAUUAAAGAAUUGAUGAUUAAACAAGAAUUAAUGAAAAAUCCAGAUUUAAAAGAAGAAGAUUGGUCAAGAUUUUUACCAAGUUUCAAAAAGAGAAACGUUGCUAGAAAGAACAAAAAACCAAUCAAAGAGAAGAAAGUUUACACACCAUUCCCACCACAACAACAACCAAGAAAGAUUGAUUUACAAAUUGAAAGUGGUGAGUAUUUUAUGGGUAAAAAGGAAAAAGAGUUGAAGAAGUUACAAAAUAAAAGAGAAAAACAAGAAGAAAAUAGUGAAUUGAAGAGAAAAGAAAGAGAAAAAGAUUUAGUUGCACCUGAAGAAGAAGUUUAUGAGAAUAAAUUAUUAGCGAAGAAGGAAAAGAGAGAUAAGAAGGAAAAGAAAGAUAAAAAGGAUAAGAAGGAGAAGAAAGCAAGAAAGAGAUCUAAAGAAGAAGAAGAAGAAAAAGAAGAUGAUGAUCAAGGUAGUCGUAAGAAGUCUAAAAAACACGAAUAG
Messenger RNA from Insectozyma verbasci, 1089 nucleotides. The record is from the annotation of a GenBank genome assembly. NCBI's taxonomy places the organism in Eukaryota, Fungi, Ascomycota, Pichiomycetes, Serinales, Debaryomycetaceae.